Zonotrichia leucophrys gambelii is the source of this 3074-nucleotide messenger RNA. Its product is annotated as inter-alpha-trypsin inhibitor heavy chain H3-like. The transcript is spliced from 22 exons. Bases 14 to 2764 code for a protein of 916 amino acids. NCBI's taxonomy places the organism in Eukaryota, Metazoa, Chordata, Aves, Passeriformes, Passerellidae. Gene Ontology annotation, molecular function: serine-type endopeptidase inhibitor activity. Gene Ontology annotation, biological process: hyaluronan metabolic process. The record is from RefSeq and is a predicted model, not a curated record.
CUUUUUUUCCAAAAUGGAAAAGAAUCUAUUGCUUUGUAUUUUAGUAUUGAUUCCUACCUUUGCAUCCUCAGACUUCUUGCUGACACAUGUCAGAAACAUCAAGAAGCGAAAUGCUGAUAAUGACUUGGUUGUCAAUGGGAUGGAAAUCUAUAGCAUGAAAAUUGAUAGUAAAGUGACUUCCCGCUUUGCACACAAUGUCAUCACCAGCCGAGCUGUCAAUCGUGGAAAUGUGUCCAAAGAAGUUUUCUUUGAUGUUGAUCUCCCUAAGACAGCCUUCAUUACCAACUUCAGCAUGACAAUUGAUGGUGUCACCUAUCCUGGAACUAUAAAGGAAAAAGAAGCUGCAAAAAAGCAAUAUGAGAAGGCUGUUUCGAGAGGACAGACUGCUGGUCUUGUCAAAGCUUCAGGAAGAAAAACAGAAAAAUUCACUGUCUCAGUCAACAUUAAAGCAGCCAGUAAAGUCACUUUUGAGCUCACAUACGAGGAACUGCUGAAGCGACAGUUUGGAAAAUAUGAAAUGUUCAUCAAAGUGAAACCAAAGCAGCUUGUCAAAGAUUUUGAGAUUGAAGUAGAUAUCUUUGAGCCACAGGGUAUCACUGAGCUGGAAGCAGAAGGAACAUUCAUCACCAAUGAGCUACAAAAUACCAUUAAAAAAUCUUUUUCAGGAAAAAAGGGCCAUAUCUCUUUCAAGCCAACCCUCGACCAGCAGCGAAAGUGUCCAAGUUGCUCAGAGUCUGUCUUGGAUGGGGAUUUCACUGUAAGAUAUGAUGUGAAGAGAACAACUCCAGAUAAUUUGCAGAUUGUCAAUGGCUAUUUUGUACACUUCUUUGCACCAACAAAUCUUCCAAAGCUGUCCAAGAAUAUUAUUUUUGUAUUGGAUACUAGUGGCUCAAUGUCUGGAAGAGAAAUAGAACAAACAAAAGAAGCACUGCUAAAAAUCCUAGAUGACAUUAAAGAAGAUGACUUCUUCAAUAUCAUAUUAUUUGAUAGUGAAAUAUCUACCUGGAAAGAAACAUUAAUCAAGGCCAGUCCUGAGAAUUUGGAUGAAGCGAGGAAGUUUGUUCGGCAAAUUUCUGCUCAAGGCUUGACAAAUUUACAUGGUGGUUUGAUGAGAGGAAUUGAUAUUCUGAAUGCUGCUCAUGAAGAAAACCUUGUGCCCAAGAGAAGCGCUUCUAUAAUUAUCAUGUUAACAGAUGGUCAGCCAAAUGUAGGUGUAUCCAAUACUCAGGAGAUUGAGAAAUCAGUGAAGAAGGCCAUUGAUGGCAGAUACACCUUAUACAACCUUGGCUUUGGCAGUGGUGUUGACUAUGGCUUCUUGGAGAGGAUGGCACUGGAGAAUAAAGGGUUGGCCCGUCGGAUUUACCCUGACUCUGAUGCAGCUUUGCAGCUUCAGGGGUUUUAUGAUGAGGUGUCAAAUCCCAUGCUCAUAGAUGUGGAGUUAAACUACCCAGAAAAUGAAAUAUCAGACCUAACUACUAACAGCUUCAAGCAUUUCUAUGAUGGGUCUGAGAUUGUGGUGGCUGGGCGCUUUGUAGACAGCAACCAAAACCAUUUGUCUGUGGAUGUAAGAGGUGAAGGUGCUCAGGAUGCCCUGUCGUACACUACACAGCAAGGAGCUGAGCAGACAGCUCAGGCUUUCCAAGAACAGCAAUACAUAUUUGGAGAGUACAUUGAAAGGCUCUGGGCUUAUCUUACCAUUGAACAACUCUUGGAAAAACGCAUUACAGCCACAGGAGAAGAAAAGGAAAACCUUACAGCUCAAGCCCUGGCUCUCUCACUAAUGUACAAGUUUGUAACACCACUGACAUCCAUGGUGGUAACAAAACCAGAAGAAGAUGAAAAUGAAGAGGGGAUUGCUGAUAAACCCACUGAAGGUAUAGACAUCUUCAUAAUUCAUCCCAUCACCCAGAAUUCAGGCCCAGCUGCUCUCCAGGGCUGCCCCCAGGGCCUCCCAGGGAUGUUCACAGGUCCUUUGACGGCUUUACCAGUCCAUCACACAUAUGCAUCACCACCCACAUGGUAUACCAGCGUUGAUGGAGAUCCACACUUCAUUAUAUCAGUGCCACAAAAAAAAGAUGCCAUUUGUUUCAAUAUCAAUGAAAACCCUGGCAUGAUCUUAAAUUUAAUAAAUGACCCAGUUACAGGCAUCACAGUCAAUGGAGAACUUAUUGGUGAUAAGAGAGUAAAUAGUAAUGCAAAGAUCCAAAACUCAUAUUUUGGAAAACUUGGUAUUGCAAAUAAGCACCUGGAUGUAAAGCUGACAGUAACUCCUGAGAGGAUCACAAUUGAGAAUGGUGAUGAAAAAACAGGUUUCACCUGGCUGGACUCAGUCACCUUGCAACAAGCAGGUUUAACUUUGAUAAUUAACAGGAAAAAAAAUCUGGUGCUCUCAAUGGGCAGUGGUGUCUCAUUUGUUGUUGUUUUGCACCAAGUGUGGAAGAAACAUCCCCUCCACCAAGAUUUCCUGGGACUGUAUACAUUGAAAAGUGAUAAACUGUCUGAACAGACCCAUGGAUUAUUAGGACAGUUUUUCCGGCCCGUUGACUUCACCAUACUUGAAAUUCAUCCUGGCUCUGAUCCCAAGAAACCAGAUGCCACAAUGAUUGUUAAAAACAAUGAACUGACAGUAACAAGGGGCUGGCAGAAGGAUUACAGAAGAGAUCCUGUACACGGGGUUGAUGUUCCCUGCUGGUUUGUCCAUGACAAUGGAGCUGGGCUGAUAGAUGGUGUUCACACAGAUUAUAUUGUUUCCAGUCUCUUCUAAGCAACUUCCUCCAAAUGCACAGGCAGACAAUAUUUGUCUGAAAGAACAGUAUUUUCAAUGUAUAAGGUCGAUUCAAAGCAUAUAAGCAUACAUGUUUAGCAAGGACAAGGUAUGAUGGAUUUUCAUAAAGAGUUUUAGUGUGCAUUUGAUCCAAUCUGAAGGGCAAGAUCCCUCAUCCUCUGAAGUGAACUCUUUAUUAGGUUUAAAAUUCUGACUUAAAAUGGUACUUUGUUACAUAACAGAAACCCUCUACCCAAUUUUUAAUCAAUAUUUGAGUGUCAGGAGUGAUUAAAUAAAAGUAUCAAUACUC